Leishmania mexicana MHOM/GT/2001/U1103 is the source of this 3645-nucleotide messenger RNA. RefSeq lists its product as hypothetical. The coding region runs from base 1 to 3645 and encodes 1214 amino acids. NCBI's taxonomy places the organism in Eukaryota, Euglenozoa, Kinetoplastea, Trypanosomatida, Trypanosomatidae. The transcript has a single exon. The record is from RefSeq and is a predicted model, not a curated record.
AUGUAUUAUGACAGUCGGCUGCGCCAUACCGCCCUGCUCGCCCUCUUCGGGCUGCUGCUGAUCAUCGCCAUCCUGUACGACAACGUCCUCGAUGACGUCGAGAACUCGCGCGCCGGUGAGAUGCAGGAGAUGCGGACGGAGGCGCACGGCGUGGGGACGCUCCUCUUUGCGUCUCGUGCGCACUGGCAAGCCGCGCCGCUGGGACUCGGCCAGCUCAAAAUCCCGCACGUACCGGACAUCUUCAUCUCUGAGUACAUCAGCCGCAACGUAUCACCACACCUCAGUGACGUGCGUGAUGCCCGUACCCUGGUGUCGAAGGAUUUGUUUGCGCAGCUGCAGCUGUGGCGCAGCCCGGGCAGCGGCGCCGAGCAAAUCUCGAAACUCGUCGACUCGUUGACGGAGAACGAGAGGGUGACUGCGCGUGCGGAGGCGGUGCGCAAACGUCAGCACAAGUCGAAGACGCGGCGCUCUGCCAAGUUCCUGUUUAGCCUCUUGACUGGUGGCGGCAGAGGGCAUCGCUAUGGCAACGACGACGACGACGAGGAGGAUUCUGGAGCCGCCGAUGACGUCGUGAAGGUGCGCUACCCAAGCCGCCUUGCUCUUCAUUUUCACGGCUCGUCAGACUCGUUCUCUCUCACCUCCAACAACGUCCAGCUCGUGCCGUACCCGUUGGUCCCUCCGCCAGUCGCGACGCAGCGCAGUGAGGCAGCGCCGCCACCGCACGCAGACGUGAUCGGCCAGAUAGAGUCCACUGGCGAGAAUGCCGACCAGAGGACAGCAGCAGCGGCCAGCGACACGUACGCUGGCCCCACCAUCACGGUCACUAUACCAAAAGGCAAGGUGCGCUACGCAGUGCCGCAUCGCACGACCCCGCACACGCCGACACACGGCUGGGAUCACUUCUACGUUGCCCUGAACCUGUGGAAGAACGAGGAGGUGCUGCCUGACCUUACGGAGGCGCUCAUCGCCUUUCUGGAGGAAGAGGUGAAGCCUUUCUUUGAUCUCGCCACCUCCGUCGUGGUCUCCAUCUACUCCAACAUAUCGCCCGAUAGGACAGCCGAGCUCAUCACCACGCUGCUGAUCCCGCGGCUGCACGCUGCCGGAAUUCGGACCGUCUACGCAACAACGGAAGGCGCGUGUCUCGGCUACGUGGAGCGUCAGUCCUUCCACGAGCGCAUCGAGUGGAUGGCGUGCAUCCGGAACAAAGCCCUCGAACCACUCUAUGAGAAGGGCAUGAGCGUGUUCGGAGUGUCGCAGCAGCGGCAGCAGGUGCAGGCCAGUGCCGACGGUCUUGUUGUGCUCUUUUUCAAUGAUGUCAUCUUCCGUCCGCAGGAUAUCACGGCGCUGCUGGAGAGUCGCGCUGAGCCACAGGUAGAGGCGAACACGCGGCCACACGGCUGGGUGUCCUCCGUCACAAAGGCAAACCGUGAGCCUGCAGAUGCUGGUGUGAACUACAAGGGCGAUUGGCGGAGGCAUCCGGUGGGCACAGCGUCGACGACUCCGUCGAAUUCCACGUCGGCAGCGACCGGCACAACCUUCGACAUGGCAUGUGGUAUGGACUUUUACGCAACCUUCUAUGACACAUGGGUCACGCGCGACCGACUUGGCAAGCCCUUCGGGGGGCAGAUGCCCUAUUCAGACGACCACGCCACCCAAGAGGCAUUCUACCGCGUCUUCAAGCACGAUCGCGCCGGCGGCCAUGCCCCGGAGGCGUCGGCCAUCCCAGUCAAGUGCUGUUGGAACGGCGUCGCUGCCAUCCGUGGCCGCUUCUUCCUCGCCCCGACCCCACCGCAUCGCCUCGGCUUUCCAGUCCGGGACGCAGUGGAGACAACAGCGCAGACCCCGUCGGCGACAGUGUCUGUUCCGCCCGCCGCCGAAAGCGCACGCAGCGAGGCUGCUGCCCACCCCCCUGAUGUGCUGCAGCGUCCCUCGGGUGCUGUCUAUGACCGUAUCGGCGACGUGCACGACCUGUUCAACACAACACCGCUGUUGCACUACUAUACACGCGUGCUCGCCCGCCGUCUGCAAUCGGUGUGUGUGUUGUGGAGCUUGAUGCGCCGCGAGAUAGCGAGGCUGGCAGACAUUCCGUUCUACAAGCCAGAGACGUGCGACAACAGCAGCAGCUUCGAGAGUCUCCUGCAGACGGUGGACUACGAGAUGCGCCGAUCUUCGGCGGUCGGCGCGGACUGGGUGCAGCUGCGGCUACAGCUUGAGAGCCGCACGCCCUUCCUCGCCACCGCGCCGGACCUGAUGCAUCUCAAGGAAUCAGUCGUUAAGGCAGAAAACGAAGGCGACGUGGAGCCUGCCGCGCCGGUGGCGCUGCGCGUGGAGGACAGCGUCUACUACCGUGUGCGGCACCCGUCAGUGCGGUUUCGCCACGCCUUCACCCCAUCCUACGGCGCCACCGUCGCUGGGCACGCGCUGGUGCGUGAUGAAGUCUGUCUCGCUUCGGAGUGCCUCCUGAUCUGCCAAGAUGUAAUGCACGCUGCCCUCCUGCAGGACAAGCGAGCGCCGAUUAUCCUGCUCAACCCCCACGUGCGCGUUGCGUACAACCUCGAGGACUUCAACCGCGUCACACAGCAGACCUGGUUCUUCGUGCACCCGCAUAUGUACUGGGUCUGGACGCUGGCGCGGCGGAUGCAGCUGUGGUGGUCGUCGUCGUCCAGCGUACAGGACAAGGGUACCGGUGCAGGCGGGUUGCGCGAGCUCGGCAACACCACGUCGGCGGCGGAUGACUGGCUGAACGUCACCUCAGCUGCUGCCGCGCCAGGGACGGCCACGCGCGGUGGUACUCAGGAGCUCAGCGUGCAGGACGGGGUCGGUCGUGUGAUAGCCACUGGCCUCAUCGACAUCCCCACGCUGACCCGAAUGGACUGCCAAAAGUCCACGGAGGGCUCUAUCCAGGAAGCGAUGGGCGCCUUCUUCCCUGUUGUGCGCCUGGGCCAGUUCCUCCUCGCCGCGCUGCUGCUGCGGUGGUUGUGCUGGCAAGUGCGUGCAGAUGUGCUGGUCGCGGCGCUGUCAGACAAUGGCGGUGCGGCACGGACCUACUCGGUGGAGACGCAGUGGUGGGGCACGCUCUACUGCGCCGUGUGGUAUUCAUCGCUGGCGCAGUGGCUGCGGUGGCUGGCAGGUGGCGUUGCCGCAGGUGACCGCGACGCCAAGGACAAGGUCGCUGGCGAAUCGGAAGGGGAGAGAGCCGUGAGCCGCCGUGGCUACAGUCCUGCAAGACAUCCUGCCACUUCCUCGUCAUCAGCCCUUCUACAGCAGCUGCAUCGACUGCAGUAUCACCGUUUCGUGAGGAACUCCCCCGCGCGCUCGUGCGUCGGCGCUGUGUGGCGUGCCGCAUACCUUGCCGCACAGACGCUGGUGUGGCUGAUCAGGUCGCUGGGUUGCGUCGGGUUCUGGUUUGACUGGUGCCUAACACCGCGGGCCUUUCCCAUCCCAACUGGGUGUUCGGGCUCCAAGGUGCAUCAGCUGUGGCUGCACAGGAGGAACGCUUCAUCCGCCAGGUCUCACUAUCGUCAGGAGCCCACACGUGCAGUGGUGUCCACAGAUGUCCUGCGGGCCAGUUCUACUAUGGCAGGAGAGGUGGCUGGCUACACGGCCACCCGCCGCAGUGAGGGAACGGCACGCCCCAUCUCAUAG